AUGGCUAACAGGCAAAGAACAUCAACCAGGCUAAAGAGCCAAGGUGUCAAGGCACUCACCACAACCAUCACCUCUCCAACUGUCGACAACACUUCCUCCAACACCGAGUCAAGUGCUCAGGCUCCUCCAGAUCCAGCUAACCACAAGCACCCGUGUGAGCUGAGCGUCACGCAGACCGGGGCUGCACCAGCACAUUCUGCACCCAAGCCCAAGUCCAAGUUGUGUAAGCAUCAGGGCACGAGGACAGUGGAGCAGCUGGCAGCAAACACUGCAGCUGUUGUCACAGCUGAGUGCGCACCCGGUCCAGCAGACAAGUGCUCACCUGGUCUGGCAGCUGAGUGCUCGUCCGCUCCUCUGGCUGUUCCAGCCUGGUGUACACUUCCAGACUGCAAGCGGCAGGAGCACCCGGGGAAGCCCAAUGUCCCUCGGCGGAAGAGGACCUCGAAGGAGGUACAGGCGCACGAGGAGGAGAGGAGGCAGCUCCUCGAGCGACUACAACAGCUCAGCAAGCGGCAGGCUGCAGAGAUAACUGAUGAGGAGGAGCUAGAUGAAGUCAGGGAGCUCAAAGACAAGACGGAGGUGGUACUUACCUGGGAGCAGCAGCUCAAUGCUGCAAUGAAUGCCCCGCCGUCGGACCAUGACACUGAUAUUUCGACUGGUUAUGGUCAGACUCUGGGCCGAGAGCCUGUCUACUUGGAUGGUGACAAUGAAAAGCCUGCAUAUUAUAUAAGGACAAUGCCUGGGGUGACUCCGAUGGACGAUAACACGAGUGUCGGUGCCAGUGUUAGCAUUGAGGCAAAGGUGGUGAGCAAGAAGGGGAAGGCUCCACAGAGGAAUACCAGUAAGACCACCGAAAACAAGGCGGCGAAGGCACCCAUGUUCGCAUUGGGCCUCAAGCUGGGAUGGCGCACCCAUGCAGCCUCUUCCUCAAACACCUCUCACGAACACGCACCAGCCAUUGGUGGCCUCAACGACGACGACACUGGUGGCGCUCAUCCUGGUUCUCGCAAGGCCAAAGCACUGACGAAGCAGGGUCAGCUGCCAUGCAAUGAUGCCGAUGCUUCCAUGGCCCUCAAGAAGCAGACACCGGGUUCUGUGAAGCUUGCCAGCAAGACCAAGGCCCGAAGGUCUUGCUCCAUCCUUGCUAAGACCUCUGCGGCUCCUAUUGUCAAAACCGAGCCUAUCACCGAAACGGUUCCAGUCAUCAAGUCCAAGCCCGGUGUUGUUGCUCCCAGCCCAGCCGCUCUCAUGCCCGCCUUUGACAUCAACAACUAUUGGACCACAUCUCUCCUUCCCACCAUCCACACCUGCUUCGCGUCUUUCGACAAUAUGUGGAACAUUUUCAAGAGAUCCCCAGAGACAGCUACAUCAGGAAAAGGAGAAAACCUGGUUGGGACGGUGCACAGCAGUGCAUCCAAACUUUGGUGUGAUAUGACAUGGGCGAAUCAACUUAGAAAGUCUUACCACACGGACCCGCAGUUGACCUCGGUGUGCAUUGGGGCGGAUAUGAAGAACAGCGCUGUUGUAGAGAUUGAAAUGAUCAUAUUUGUUCGGGUGGAAGCUGUGUUGAAGCUGUCCCUCUUCCGUCAGAAAGGUGGUUAA
Coniophora puteana RWD-64-598 SS2 is the source of this 1602-nucleotide messenger RNA. RefSeq lists its product as uncharacterized. NCBI's taxonomy places the organism in Eukaryota, Fungi, Basidiomycota, Agaricomycetes, Boletales, Coniophoraceae. The transcript is spliced from 7 exons. The coding region runs from base 1 to 1602 and encodes 533 amino acids. The record is from RefSeq and is a predicted model, not a curated record.